GUGCUUUGGUAGACGGCCCAGAUACUUUCCCCCACCCGGAACCCCCCAUCGAUUCUCGUCUCCCUCCGACCCCAGCGGCGGCGCACGUCUGGGGCUCCGCCGGCGGCCGGACUAAAUGAGAGCAGUUGCAGGAGCUUCAGGGACGGCGACACGAGGCUGACGCGCGCAUGAGCUUCACGGCAGCACCUUGAGAUUUCCUCCCCAGAUCCCAGAACAUAAUGGCGGAUAUCCCGUUAGGCUGUUACACUAUAAAGUCCCAUGGAGCCCAAAUUGCAAGACUCCACAUGUAUGACUGGAUAAUACUUGUCCUCCUUGCUGUCAUAGAUGGAUUGUUGAAUAUAAUUGAGCCUUUUCACCGUUUCGUUGGGAAGGACAUGAUGACUGACUUGAGAUACCCCUUACAGGGCAAUACUGUGCCCUUUUGGGCUGUUCCGGUCAUUGGAAUCGUCUUACCCUGUGCCAUCUUUGGUGGAAUUUACUUCAAGAAGAAGAAUUUCUAUGAUUUGCACCAUGGCAUACUGGGUAUUCUUUAUUCGGUGCUCAUAACUGCGGUGAUUACUGAUGCAAUUAAGGAUGGGGUUGGCCGACCGCGUCCUGAUUUCUUCUGGCGCUGUUUCCCAGAUGGAAAGGAUCUUUAUGACAAUGUCACUACUGGCGUUCUGUGCCAUGGGGAGAAGAGUGUCAUCAAGGAAGGUCACAAGAGCUUCCCAAGUGGACAUGCAUCAUGGUCUUUCGCCGGCCUGGGCUUCCUCACGUGGUACUUAACUGGGAAAAUCGCGGUUUUUGACCGUAAAGGCCAUAUCGCAAAGCUGUGCAUCAUUGUUCUGCCUCUGCUUACAGCUGCGCUCGUUGCCGUUUCUCGUGUGGACGACUACUGGCAUCACUGGCAAGAUGUGUUUGCAGGAGCUAUCAUAGGUCUCACAGUGGCCUCAUUCUGUUACCUGCAAUUUUUCCCAUAUCCUUUCGACGCAGACGGAUUGUGGCCUUACGCAUACAACACCCUCCAGCUAGCCGAGGCGGGCAUUGCAGCAAACUCCUUCAGCGUGCGGCCCACCGAGGAGAUGGUAGAAGAAGGGCAAGGUGAGGGUGGGAUCGCCCUGAGAGACGCCGUGCGGCCCAUGGAGGAGACGGUAGAAGAAGGGCAAGGUCAGGGCAGGAUCGCCCUGAGAGACGCCCUGAGAUGUGAAGAAGACUAGGACUGGAAAGAUCCGACGACACCCUAACUGCAAUGAUUUUCCUCAGGCUUAUGUUUUCGGCGCACAUCGCAGGCGGCUAUCUGGGAGCUGUUUUUCUCAUGCACAGUUUGGUUGCUUGGUUUUCACCGUUUGUUUGCUAGAGGUUGACUUGAUUGGAUAGUUUGGCCAGUGAGGAUCUCGGCUGUAUAUUACAACCUAGUUAGUGUUAGUGUGGUGGGUGAGACAUUGUGCAUUAAUUAUUUCUUGGUCUUUCUGAUGGCUGUUUUUUCAGAAAGCGGUAUGUAUGUAUAUAUGAUUUGCUUUGAUUUUAUCAAGUUUGAUUGGGUUGCUCAA
Aegilops tauschii subsp. strangulata is the source of this 1529-nucleotide messenger RNA. Its product is annotated as lipid phosphate phosphatase 2. Gene Ontology annotation, cellular component: membrane. Gene Ontology annotation, biological process: phospholipid metabolic process; phospholipid dephosphorylation. The record is from RefSeq and is a predicted model, not a curated record. Gene Ontology annotation, molecular function: phosphatidate phosphatase activity. Lineage: Eukaryota; Viridiplantae; Streptophyta; Magnoliopsida; Poales; Poaceae.